Gossypium arboreum is the source of this 1934-nucleotide messenger RNA. RefSeq names its product polyamine oxidase 1-like. Bases 173 to 1660 code for a protein of 495 amino acids. NCBI's taxonomy places the organism in Eukaryota, Viridiplantae, Streptophyta, Magnoliopsida, Malvales, Malvaceae. The record is from RefSeq and is a predicted model, not a curated record. The transcript has 10 exons. Gene Ontology annotation, molecular function: polyamine oxidase activity. Gene Ontology annotation, biological process: polyamine catabolic process.
GUAAGAACUUAUUAGAGAAAGAGAGAGAGAGAGAGAGAGAGAAAGAAGCCUAUAUAAACUGACUCCCGCUAUUUCUGCCUUUCAGUCUCUCGCCAACAGACUUAACAGUCAAACAACACAUACACUCCAUUCUCUUUAUCUUCUCUUCACAAAUUCCCUUUUUUUUUCCUCAAUGGAUUCUUCUUCACGCUCCGCUGUCAUCAUCAUCGGCGCCGGCAUCUCUGGUAUAUCGGCGGCGAAGGUUUUGGCUGACAACGGAAUUGCGGAUUUGCUGAUUUUGGAAGCUUCCGGUAGAAUUGGAGGUAGGAUCCGGAAAGAAAGUUUCGGUGGGGUGUCGGUGGAGCUUGGAGCGGGUUGGAUCGCGGGUGUAGGUGGCAAAGCGUCCAAUCCCGUUUGGGAGAUAGCUUCUAAGUUUGGCCUCCGAACCUGCUUCUCUGACUACAGUAAUGCCCGCUAUAACAUCUACGAUCGGAGUGGGAAGAUCUUUCCGAGUGCAAUCGCCGCAGACUCAUACAAGAAAGCGGUGGACUCGGCGAUACAGAAACUAAGGGACCUAGAGUCAAACUCUGUCGAGGAUGUCGCCAAUGGAGCCGAGUUACCUUUAACAGCGAAGACACCGAUAGAGCUCGCGAUUGACUUUAUAUUACACGAUUUCGAGAUGGCAGAGGUGGAGCCAAUAUCAACAUACGUAGAUUUUGGGGAAAGAGAAUUUUUGGUGGCAGAUGAAAGGGGUUAUGAGUAUUUACUGUAUAAAAUGGCAGAGGAUUUUCUAUUGACGUCGGAGGGAAAAAUCCUGGAUAAUCGCCUCAAACUCAAUAAGGUUGUCAGGGAAUUACAGCACUCGAGAAACGGCGUCACGGUGAAAACAGAGGAUGGUUGUGUUUACGAAGCCAACUACGUCAUUUUGUCAGCUAGCAUCGGUGUUCUCCAAAGCGACCUCAUUUGCUUCAAGCCGCCCUUGCCCAGGUGGAAAACGGAUGCCAUAGAGAAAUGUGAUGUGAUGGUAUAUACCAAGAUCUUCCUCAAGUUCCCGUACAAGUUUUGGCCUUGUGGGACAGACAAAGAGUUCUUCAUCUAUGCUCACGAGCGGAGAGGCUAUUACACGUUUUGGCAGCAUAUGGAAAAUGCGUACCCUGGUUCGAAUAUUUUGGUGGUAACAUUGACCAAUGGUGAAUCAAAACGUGUUGAAGCUCAAUCUGAUGAAGAGACGUUAAAGGAAGCAAUGGGUGUGCUGAGGGACAUGUUUGGGCCCGACAUACCUACUGCUACAGAUAUACUUGUUCCCCGAUGGUGGAAUAAUAGGUUCCAGCGUGGCAGCUACAGCAAUUACCCCAUAAUCUCUAAUAACCAAGUUGUUAAUGAUAUUAAGGCCCCAGUUGGACGCAUUUUUUUUACUGGUGAACACACAAGUGAAAGAUUUAAUGGUUAUGUGCAUGGAGGAUACCUUGCAGGUAUUGAUACAAGUAAAGCUUUACUGGAAGAAAUAAGAAAAGACGAAAGAGAAAAUGAGAGUAAAAGUUUCUUGCUGGAGCCAUUAAUAGCAUUGUCAGGGUCAUUAACUUUGGCACAGUCGGAUGCAGUCUCAGGUCUCCAAAAAUGUGAGGUUCCAACGCAAUUAUAUCUUAGCGGCAAGCUUGGCAUUCCAGAAGCAAUCUUAUGACUAUAUGGACCUAACUUUGAUGAUGAUCAUGAAAACAUGAAGAAUGAGAGGGAUGGAAAACAUGGGUUUGGAUCCAACAGUGGAUUUAUCCCUUAAUACCAGCUGCUAAUUAUUGCUGAUGACUGGGCCUGGGUUUUGGAUUUUUUCAGAGGAGUUUUGGGCAAUGAAUCCAUGUUUGUUAAGUGGAUUUGGAAAAAGAAAAAAUGAUCACACUGCAGAUUCUAAUUGUACUUCAAUGUCAAUAUAAGAAGAUUUUUUUUUUUCUCAACCAUAA